GGCUCGCUCACGCCUGUACGGGGAACGGGGAACGGAGAGCUUCGCAGGGGGAGCGAAAACGCGUCGCGAUCUCGCGGCGUUCUCGCGCGGACUUGUACGCCGGCGGAAAGCAUGACGAUCGCGGCGGCGACACCUCGUCCCGACACCUCGUGAUAGCGUGAAACUCGCUGGCCCGAUGGUAUGCGGUGACGUCAUCCGAAUCUGCUCUGGAAGGAUCCAGCGGGACAAUAAUGGCGGAUCUGUACGCCAAGUACAAUUGCACCUAUUGCCAGGAGGACAUCGCGGGCCUACGCGUCAAAUGCAUCGACUGCCCCGAAUUCGACCUUUGCUUGCAGUGUUUUUCUGCCGGUGCUGAAAUUGGUAAACAUAAAAAUAAUCAUGCCUAUCAAUUUAUGGAUUCUGGUACGAUCAGCAUAUUCAACGGCCGUGGCAAUUGGACAGCCAAAGAACAGCUGAGGCUUCUGGACGCUAUCGAACAGUUUGGCUUCGGAAACUGGGAAGACAUCAGUAAACAUAUCGAGACGCGUACGUCAGAAGAAGCGAAAGAGGAGUAUAUCGCUAGGUAUCUCAAUGGCAAUAUCGGAAAGCACACGUGGCCACCCACGGAUAGCUACGUACCAAAUCUUACGGAUCAAACAAAGUCCGAUCAUGGCCCUCUAUCGCCUGACCUCACAUCCAGAUUACCACCAUUGGACAUCACCCCGGAAGAGGCCGCGCAACUGGGUUACAUGCCCCAACGAGAUGAUUUUGAGAGAGAUUACAAUCAUGAGGCCGAGUCUCUCGUUUCUUCAUUGUUCCUGAACCCUACCGAAGAUGACGAUCUUGAUAUUGCACUUAAAUUGGCACAAGUUGAUAUGUACACCAGUAAUCUCAGAGAGCGAGCCAGACGAAAACGCGUCGUAAGAGAUUACCAGCUUGUGUCCGCUUUUUUCGCAUCAUCCAGGAAAGACAAAGGAAUGAAGAAAAAAUGGACGAAAGAAGAAAAAGAAUUUAGGGACAGAAUGCGUGUAUUCGCACAGUUUUACACAGCACAAGAGCACGAACAGUUCCUAACAAAUCUCGAGAGGGAGAGAGAAUUGCGCUUACGGCUCUCGGAGCUUUAUCGAUAUCGCGAGAACGGCAUUACGAGACACGAGGAAUGCGCUCAUUUCGAGCAGGUUCUUGCGCAAACUCAGAGACAAAACGAUACAGUGGAUCAUUGGACUGAAAAAAAAUCUGGCAGCAGUGGGCCGUCCACACCAAUACACCGCAGCACCUCAAAAAGAAGAGAAGAAGAAAGAAGUUACUCUUCCAUCGACCGAAAAUACACUGUAAAGCAAGACUUGGCCAGCUCCACAGUCAGUCAAACCAGUCACAAUCGGAUGACGACUCCGGCCAAUCAGUGGGCGGAGUCGGAUAGCAAUCCAAACACUUCCAAUCAAUCAACUUCCAGCCCCAACUCCUCACAAGAAAAAAGUUACAGCGGUGGUAGCACUUCUAUCUCGGAGAGAGAUAUAGAAUUGGAGGAUGCGUCCCAUCUUUUAACGAAACAAGAAAAAUCCUUAUGUAUUCAACUUGAUCUAAAACCGACUCAGUAUUUGACGCAAAAGACAUUGUUAUUACAAGAAUAUUACGGUAAUAGGAGAUCGAGUAUUGUACCUCAAUCAGAACCAGAAAGCAAAAUUCUUCAUUACCUUGUAACUAACGGUUGGAUCACAGCCAAUUGAUCAAACGUAUUAAAAUUUACGACUAUUUUGCCAUUCUAAG
Molecule: messenger RNA, 1746 nt
Organism: Vollenhovia emeryi
Lineage: Eukaryota; Metazoa; Arthropoda; Insecta; Hymenoptera; Formicidae
Gene: Ada2b
Product: transcriptional adapter 2B
Exons: 10
Coding region: 231-1706 (491 amino acids)
Biological process (GO): chromatin remodeling; regulation of transcription by RNA polymerase II
Cellular component (GO): nucleus; SAGA-type complex
Molecular function (GO): transcription coactivator activity; zinc ion binding; chromatin binding
Source: RefSeq, a predicted model, not a curated record